This is a messenger RNA of Esox lucius (northern pike), 2285 nucleotides long. RefSeq names its product SPARC (osteonectin), cwcv and kazal like domains proteoglycan 3 (gene spock3). The record is from RefSeq and is a predicted model, not a curated record. Lineage: Eukaryota; Metazoa; Chordata; Actinopteri; Esociformes; Esocidae. Gene Ontology annotation, molecular function: protein binding; calcium ion binding. The transcript is spliced from 13 exons. The coding region runs from base 2 to 1621 and encodes 539 amino acids.
GAUGCGCGCAACCGUACGGUGCUUAGCGCGGAGAGAGAGAGUCUGGGUGACAGUUGGAACUAACGGCAGCAGACAGACGAAGCGGGUAGCUAGUAUGCGACAUCAGCUACAGAAUAUUAACAAGAUGUUGAGCGUGGCCGUGCUGUGUGUGUGUGCAAUCGCCGGUGGAGUAUCCGCGCGUUCUGACAGCGGUAAUUUUCUCGAUGACAAGUGGUUAACCGCACGGUGGGACAAAUUCCGGGACGAAGUGGAGGAGCCUGGAACCUGGAAUCCUGGGAAACCAUUUGAUAAAGCACUAAACCCAGCUAAAGAUCCAUGUCUGAAAAUCAAGUGUAGCCGUCACAAAGUGUGUGUUGCCGAGGACGACCAGACAGCUACAUGUGUAAGCCAGAGGAGAGUCAGUAUGAAGGAACCAAGUCUGUCUCUAAGUCCACAGUCUCACUGUGAACGCUGCCCAGUGGUCCAUCCUUCACCCGUCUGUGGGACUGACCAACGCACCUACCCCACCAAGGUAACACAAAACGACAGACACAGAUACCCCACCAAGGUAACACAAAACGACAGACACAGAUACCCCACCAAGGUAACACAAAACGACAGACACAGAUACCCCACCAAGGUAACACAAAACGACAGACACAGAUACCCCACCAAGGUAACACAAAACGACAGACACAGAUACCCCACCAAGGUAACACAAAACGACAGACACAGAUACUCCACCAAGGUAACACAAAACGACAGACACAGAUACUCCACCAAGGUAACACAAAACAACAGACAAAGCUACCCCACCAAGUGUAAACUGGACUACCAGGCAUGUGUCUCUGGGAAGCAGAUAUCAGUGAAGUGUUCUGGGCAGUGUCCCUGCCAAUCUGUUCAGCCUGAAUACAGCACCGCAGAGAAGACAGACUGCAGCGAGUCAGACCUGAAAGAAGUUGUGGGCCGGUUGAGAGACUGGUUCAGAGUUCUACAUGAAAAUGGAGACAACAAGAAGAUAAAGAUCCACAAACCUCUGAAUAACAAGUUUAGCCAGUGGGAGGGGCCAAUCUGUAAGGACCCUAUUGGUUGGAUGUUCUCACGCCUCGACACAAACUCGGACCUCCUGCUGGACCAAUCAGAGCUGAGCAGACUGGGACUAGACAGGAAGGAGGGCUGCUCCGACACCCUCUUCACUUCCUGUGACACACAUUCUGGUACACACUCCAACACACUUCUCCUGUCCAGUGCAGAAUGGUGUACUUGCUUCCAGAAGUACACAGACACCCCUUGUCGGUCAGAACUCACCAGCAUCAACAAGAAACAGGCUGGCAAGAAACUACUGGGCCAGUACCUGCCUGUGUGUGAUGUUGAAGGUUAUUACCAGUCACACCAGUGUCACAGCAGCAGUGGACAGUGUUGGUGUGUGGAUCGCUACGGUAACGAGGUGGCAGGCUCACGGACCCAUGGUGUAGCAGACUGUGGCGUAGUGUUGGAAUCAUCUGGAGAUCAGAGCAGCGGAGACUCUCAUUUUUCUGACGACGAUGAUGAAGAUUUUUCUUUUGUCCUAAAUGAUCAGCCCCAAGUAGACGAUGAAGAUGAUGAAGAUGACUAUGAGGGAGAGGAGGGCUACCUGUCAUAGCUGUCAGAAGGUGCUAGAAGACGGCCCUGACAGUUGCUUGGAGAAAAAAACAUUGACUGAAGAUAUCUCAAAUGGCAUCCUAUUUCCUAUUUCAUGGUUCCUAUUGGCCUGUUUCCCAUUUCCUGUUGCAACAAAGUUUGGCCAAUAGGCUAUCACCUGUGGAUCUCUCAGUAAACCAUCAAUACCAGUGAAAUUCAAAUAUGCAGCUGAUCCCACCACAGGGACCAGUCCUUAACUGUUCCCUAAGGCACAUGUUUUUUAGUAGUUGUUGCAACCAAACAUUUUAUAGAUAUUUACUCUGGUUGAUGUUAUCGCAGCAACUUAGACUUCAGUGGGUGGAUUUAUUAGUUUGACAGGCAUUCCAUUACAGAGGAUUGGUAUUUCCUCGAUUGCAAUUUACCUGAGGUGUUGUAUUAGGAAAGUAAUGUUGAUGGUGUAGCAGCCUCCAGUGUUAUUAUUUAUUUUGUUUCCAAUUAAUGUCGAAUUUAAUAUAUUUGACAAGAGUAUCUAUACUUGCUGUCUGAGACCAUUACCACUUGACAUGGUAAUAAGGACAUUUUAACUAAUCUGUUGGGUUACUCAUGAAAUCAAUCCUAGUUUAUCCUACAGGUGUAUGUAUUCUCCAGUUAGAAAUGUUGAAAUAAAAUCCACUCAUAACUUGUAA